This is a messenger RNA of Seriola dumerili (greater amberjack), 2761 nucleotides long. RefSeq names its product protein lifeguard 1-like. The coding region runs from base 68 to 982 and encodes 304 amino acids. Gene Ontology annotation, cellular component: membrane. NCBI's taxonomy places the organism in Eukaryota, Metazoa, Chordata, Actinopteri, Carangiformes, Carangidae. The transcript has 11 exons. The record is from RefSeq and is a predicted model, not a curated record.
CCUGAAGGUGAACCAACGCUACAGGAAGAGCAGCAGAGCAGAUUCCUGGCCGUCACAGCAGAGUAGAAUGGAAAAAACUAAUGGCAGCAGCAAUGGUGGAUAUGAGCCUCACCCUCCUCCAUACAACCCUCAUGACCAUGGAGAGAGUUCUUACACAGGGGUGAGCUAUCAGGUGGGGAAAGGCAAUGUUGCAGUGGUCUCGCCCCCUGGCACCUAUAGCAACAUGGUGAAUCCCGAGGGAGCGGCAGCGGCCAGAGAAAACCAGCAGUAUGGUGAGGCUCCACCUGUCUGCUCUUAUGGCUCAGAGGAUAGCGGCUUCAGUGACGCUGCCAUAAGAAGAGGUUUCAUAAGGAAAGUCUACUUGACCUUGAUGAUUCAGCUGCUGGUGACUGUCGGGAUCAUCUGUGCUUUUCUUUUCUGGGACACUCUCAGGGAAUGGGCAUGGGACAACAACUGGUUCUCCUACUGCAUGAUGGCAGCGGUGAUGGUGCUCAUCGUGGCCUUGUCCUGCUGUGACAACCUCCGUCGUCAAGUUCCCCUCAAUUUCAUCGCCCUGGGCCUGUUUACUAUCGCAGAGGGCCUGAUGCUUGGAUCUGUGGCAGCGAACUUUGAUGCCGAGGCAGUUCUGUGGGCUGUGGGGGCAACAGCGGUGGUGUCCUUUGCCUUGAGUCUGUUUGCUAUGCAGUCGAAGUGGGACUUCACUGCAGCAAAUGGGAGCCUGUGGGUGUUUGCCUGGACCCUCGUUUCAUUUGCAUUACUUUGUGCAAUCCUCCGAUCUCAGUAUCUUAACAUCAUGUACGCCUGCCUGGGAACCUUGCUGUUUUCCUUAUACUUGGUGUUUGAUACACAGCUUAUCCUGGGUGGGAAACACAGGAAGUAUGAAGUGUCUCCUGAGGAGUAUGUGUUUGCUGCUCUGAACCUCUAUUUGGACAUUGUCUCUCUGUUCCUGCUCCUGCUCCAGCUCAUCGGCCUCUGCCGCUGACACCACACCUCCAUGACAGACAUCACAAAAGCCGCACUGAAAGACUCCUACUCCAUUUAAAUAUCCAACUGUACAACAAAAGUUCGACAUGUAUCUAGACUCGUACUGAAUUAAGAUUGACAACCCAAUUGAGGCUCACAACACGUGCACUCAUAUUUAAGUAUGAAAGGAUAGCUAUGAUGUAUUCAAGUUAAAGUUCUUUGCUUAAUAUUCAUUUCUAUUAAAUUUAACUUAACUAUUGUUUUUAGAGUUCUGUAACAAGAAAGUGAAAUUUACAGCAGAUUUACAGUAACUAAACAGUCACUUAACAAGUAAUUUACAGUAUUCAACCACUCUGAUCUGUGCUGCAGUUUACAAAAUAUAGAAAAAGUCUUGCUAAACUUAUGAUCACUGUUGAGAGAAUCAAUUUAAAUGAAGCUUAAACUCCAUUAAAGAACAGAAUCUGUUAGCUUUAGCACUCCCAUAAAACCAGCUGGUUGCUCUGUGACAUGUUUGUUCAGAAUGUAGGUGUCUAAAUGACCAAUAAAAUUCAACAGCACCUGUCUCGGCUGUAUGAAUAAAAAAAACCACAAAUUAAAACUCAACACAUAGUUUAUUGGCAUCACACAUCAAACAUUUUUUAUAUAAAGAGGGAAUGUAUCAAGUAUAGACUAUGAAAGUGCAAAUAGCAUUUCAAGGAUUAGUUGCUUUACAAUAGAAAAUCUCCAUGUGUUACAAAAUGUUAUAUGCCAUUUUAAAAUAAAUCACCUGGACAUUAGAGGUGAAAUACAAAGGAAGUACAAAUUCCAUUUAGACUUGUACCCACUUCAUGCACAGCAUACUGUUACACAAAAAGGGCAACUCAUGUUAUCUGCUGUUUAACCCACUUACAUUAACCAAGUUAGCCCCACUAAUCACAUGGCACUCAGUUUCACAACUUCAAGACACUUGUCAAAGCAAUCACUACUUUUAGAUUUAAUGUGGCUCUAUACAUCUGUUGGAUAAGAAAGGUCAUUUACUUCAGUCAGACAUUAGUCUGUGCAAAAACACCAUUAGGUCUUAAAUGUAAAACACUGACGUGCUCAUUACGUAUUGGUUAUUCACAAUCCAUUUUUCUUUAUGGAUCAAUUUCACUUGAAAUAAAUACCUACUUUAUAUUGCAACUUUACUCCAUUUUAGUGUCUUCAGGUAAAAUAUAGAUACACAUACAGUAGGUCAACUCAUUCCAAAGUCAAUACAGUAAUUUUUAUUUUUUAAACCACAGAAAAACCAACUGUUUCCAAAUGUGGGGCAAGAAGCCCUACUGCACAAAAAGCAGGAGAAAUUAAACCUUUUUUCAAAAUAUUUGGGAACAAGAUUUGAAAGUAUGACAUUACCCAUUAUACCAAAUCAUAUAAAGUUAGUGUUAUCCAUAAACAUAAUACUAUUAGAACCAACAAAAAGCCUCAUGCUACAAAUAUUUUGAUGAAAAAAAAUCAAGAGCUCAUGUCUGCACACUACAAAGUUUAUGUUAGAGAAAUAACUUUAAGGUAACAGGUGUUUGUUUUGUUUACACUGUACUGUGUAAUUAGCACUCAGAAAAAAUAUGUGAAAAAAGGAUUAAAUAACGGUGAUUGACAUAAAGGCACUGUAUCUCUAACUGUGUAGAGAACCGUUUCAAAAACAUGGACUCUCCAUGUGUUUGAGAUGCAAUACACAUUCACAUUUUCUCCAUGCAUUACCCUGCAGUCCGGGACAUAUGCAGAGCUCUAAGAAGGCUUUGCUCAUGUUACACUUAAAUAAAGACCCAGAGAUUCAUUA